Messenger RNA from Paramecium sonneborni, 1031 nucleotides. NCBI's taxonomy places the organism in Eukaryota, Ciliophora, Oligohymenophorea, Peniculida, Parameciidae. The record is from the annotation of a GenBank genome assembly.
AUAUCUCUUAAUUAUAAUAUCAUCUCUUAAUAGAUGUAGAUGAAAAAAAAUUCUCUGGAUCGUCAAUCUAUCUAGUAAUUAUUCACAAACUAUGACAAUCAAUUUAAAAUAAAGCUCUUAUGCACAAACUGUUUUCCGUUUCAACACAUACCAACAUCAGACGAACUAACUACAAUUUUGAAUACUUUCGAAAAAAGUAAUUUUAGCAAAAAAGGAGCAUGGACCCCUUGUUAAGAAAAAUUAUUAAAUGUUAUUGUGUUUGGAGUAUGUUUAUAGAAUCGAAUGCUUCCACAUGAUUUAGUAUAAAGAAUUAACCAUAUUUUAGAUGAUUUAAGAUUGGGAGAAGAUAUCUAGGUUGAUAAUUCAUCAUAAUUGGAAAGCAUGUAGAAAUAGAUGGCUUUUAGAAAAAUAAGCAAAAGCAAAUUGGACUUUUGAAGAGGAUCAAGCUCUUAUUUAACUAUAUAAUUAACAUCCGAACAAAUGGUGUGAUAUAGCUAUUGAAUUAAUGAAGAAAUGUUAAACACCUUAUGCAAGACAAGGAAAAUAAUGUCGAGAUAGAUGGGUUAAUAAAUUAGAUCCAAAUAUUAAGAAGUAAUAAUAAAUUAUAAUAAGUUUAGGGAUCCAUGGACUAAAGAAGAAGAGUUGAUGCUUUUUUAAGAAGUAAAGAAAAAAGGCAAGAGAUGGGCAGAAAUCUCUUUAUAAAUAUUUUAAUUAAGAAGGACUGAAAACACUAUUAAAAAUAGAUAUUAUAAUCUUAUUAAGCAAGAACAAAAUAAAUUAAAGUUGAGUAAAAUGAGUAAUGAUGAGAAAGAAUAUUUUGUGAUGAAUAAAAUAGUAAAGGAACUUUAAGAGAAAGUUUAUUAAAAUUAAAAUAAUUGUCUUGAUGAUACUAAUUGGAAACAAAACAAGAGUUCGAAUUUUCAAAUUUCUUAGUUUUCGUAACAACUAUGUAAUAAUGAAUGUCUUGUAAUGAUUAAAGGAAGGAAAUUAGUUAAGCUCAACGAAACUUUAUGAGUAUAUUCAAAUUUUAU